Molecule: messenger RNA, 3234 nt
Organism: Trichomonas vaginalis G3
Lineage: Eukaryota; Parabasalia; Trichomonadida; Trichomonadidae
Exons: 1
Coding region: 1-3234 (1077 amino acids)
Molecular function (GO): protein binding
Source: RefSeq, a predicted model, not a curated record
AUGAAGAAGAAAUCGCCAUCAAAAGAAAUUUCUCCUGUAAAAAGCAGUUCAAAUCUUUCACAAUCAGUAAUCAAAGACAUUGCCAAGAUAUUAAAAGAUAAAAAUGAAAAUUUCCACUUUGCAAUUUCAUCAAAUUCAGAUUCUUCAAAUACAAUCUAUGCAUUGUCACAACAUUUGAUUCUUAAAUGCUUUAGUGAUGAUAAAACUAAACUAAUACAAGAAGAAUCUACAAUAAAUUUAUUAGACAUCCAAGAAAUGCAAUUAGACGAGAGCUUCUUAAGGAUUAUUGCUGGCGAUAAUGAAUUAAUCUUAAAAUCUCCAAAUAUUGUUGAUUUUGCAAGGUUAUUAUAUCGUAAUCUUUCAUUUAUUCAUUUUGCUCAUUCAUCAGAACAAAAACCACAAAUCCAAUGCUACGACAAGUCACUGUUACCUCCAUUCAAUCCUCCGCUUUCUCUUUCUCAAAUUUUCCAGUUUUUCUAUUCAUCUUUUUUGAAUUAUGCAGAUUUACCUUACGACCACCGACCGGUUAUGUAUUUUCACUAUUUACUCUCAAAUUCAAUACCGAUUUUUGAUGUUUCAAGAUUACCUCAAAAUGUCUCGGAAUUUUUACCAGCCGCGUUGUUUUCCAUGAUGUCUUUCCCCAACAUCAAAGGAUUUGUGUGUCAUGAUACUCCAUUUCGAGUAGUUUUCGUUGCAUUAUAUCAAAUGUUGUCAAUUCAUCCAAAGAACUUAGCCUUGCUUCAUAUUAAUAACUGUGAUGCUGAAACAUCCAACUUCGAUGAUUUUUGUCAAGUUUUGGCCUCAAAAGAAUUUCCAUCUUUGGAAUAUUUGGAUUUAUCUGACAAUUUGAUCAAUUCUAUACAGCCAUUCGUCGAAUUACUUGAGAAUUGCAAGUUCCCGCUCGUCCAUUUGGGAAUUUCCAACUGUAAUUUGGAUGAAAUUUCAACAAAAACGUUAUUUACAAGUUUGAUCAAAAAUACAAACCUCAAAAAUAUUUCGGAACUUAAAAUAGGGGGCGCUGUCUUCACAAAAGAGUCUUUAAACUUAUUUGAUAAAUUUUGUCAGAUAACAAACCUCAAAAAGCUUGAUAUAUCCGGUACAAACUUCCCAGAUCAGCUAAUGAACAUACUUUUGAACAGAAAACAGCCAAUUUCCCAUUUGAAUAUUUCGAAUUGUCAAAUCAAUGAAUAUUGUUAUUCCACGUUACUCAAACUGAUAUCUACAUGUGAUACAUUGACUUAUCUUGAUAUCAGCCGUUGUUCUUUCUCUGGUUCCAGACUUGGAAAUGUUAUAUCAGCGAUUGGACAGCGAAAUGGAUCAACUCUAAUAUUGGAUGAGCUCUUAAAUGAUGAUACAGCAGCUGUUGAGAUCGCAAGAGGCUUUAUUUCAUCACCUCCUGGAAAUAUCAAAAAAUUAUCUCUGAAAAGAUGCAAUUUCACAGAGAAUUUGCAGAAACUCAUAUCGAAUAUCGUGAAAACAUUCAAAGUAGAAGAGGUUUUCAUUGAUAAUCCUUCAGAAGACUGCCAAAAUUUCGUUAUUGAGUUAUUAUCAUCAGGAGUUAAGCGUUUGAGUGCUGUAAACACCAUUUCCAGGUAUUCCAUGAAUGUCAUUAAUAACCUGGCCACUUCAAAAUGCGAAUUCAUCGACUUAUCCUAUAAUAAUAUGUCUGAUGAUGAAAUUUUGAAGAUUUUAUCAGCGAUACAGAUAAAUCAUACGCUCGGAUCUGUAAAACUCAGUGGAAACAACAUCACAAAUGAAGAGACAAUGAAGAAAAUAUGCGAAACAACUAAAAAAUACCAAAAAAUUACAAAUUUGUUCUUUAAUGGGUCAGAUAGCUUCGAUAUUGAUAACUAUCAGUAUUUCCUUGAUAUGUCUGCUUCAGUGGAUUCGAAUAGAGCUCAAAAUAAUGAUCAUUUCGAAGUUUGUCUCGAUUAUGAUAUUUCUCAUCUGAUUAUUUCGUCGUCUUCGUAUUUAAAGGGCGAAAACAUACACACGCAUUCAACUAUAGGCGAAUUCCUUGGUCUUCCUUAUCCGUUUUCGAAAGAAUCCUUUGCAAAUCUUAAUAAUAAAAUUAUUUUCAAGGAAUACCAGCUCGAAAUGGGCCAAAUCGAAGAGGAAGAUGAUAUCUGCUCACAAAACGUCUUCCUGCAGAAGAACAACAAAGAAAUCGAAAAAAUUUCGUAUAAUUUGAACGAUGGACCAUUUUAUCCUGUUUCUCUACAAGUUAGGACCUUCAAACAAGAUUCCGAUGAUGAUUUCUCAACAGCUAAAAUGAAUCUCCAAAAUCCGAAAAGUAAACUCCCUGCGUUCGACGAUUCUUCCUCUUCUUCUUCCUCAAGUUUUCAAAUUGAAAAAAUUGAGAAAAGCGACGAUGAUGAGAAAAGUGACAAAAUUAUAAAAAGUGACAACGAUGAGAAAAGUGACAACUUCAAAAGUAAUGAAGUUGUUAUUCAUUCUAUUCCGGAAUUAGAUGAACAAAUAAAGAUGAUUCCUCCAAUAGAAAAUGAAAAAAUUAAAGAUAUUUCCGAUGAUGAUUCAAAUUCAAGCUUGGAUGAUUACUUGAACACGAAUCAAUUACCAGAAUAUACAGCAAACAUGUUUGCAAACAUGGUUGAGAAUCCAAAACAGCCACAUGAAAGAGAUAUCAAAUUUGAUGAAGAAUCUGCUUCUGAAUCCGAAAAUACUGGCUCAGAUGAAGAUGACCAUCCACCAAAGAGAAUAGAUUUCACACAAAGUACUGAUUCUGAAGAAGAAAAAAUAAAUAUUCCUCCGAAACUUCAACAAAAGCCCCAAAAUAAUGAACAAAUAGAUAACAAUAGUGAAACAAGACCCACAGAGAAGACAUCUAUGAGUUCAACAAGGAAAUCUUACAGAGCUUACAAAUCUCUUGACGAAGAAGUGAAUUUGUCAAGUGAAAUUGUUGAUAUUCCUCCUCCUGAAGACAUAACACAAUCAACAAUUUCAAGUGGAUACAAGAGACCGAUGUUUUACGAGAGAUUUUCAUUUUUGUAUGAUAAACUCAAAGAUAACAAAGAACAACCACAAAAACAACGUUCUCCUGCAACUAAGCAAACUCCAGUUAGAGGGAAAUCACAAGUUAAUAUCAAGAAAACUCCAAAUAAAAUAAACAAACCAAAACAGACAACGCAACAGAAGAAAGACCUUGAAAGAGAGAAAGAUGCACUGGCAUUAGCUCUCUCUUCACCAAUCAUUGAUUCAGAAUCAGAUGUUUAA